GUGCACUUCCGGUUCCUCUGCGCUGACUUCCGCUCCCUCCAAGAUGACUUCCGGUCCCUCCGCCGUGACUUCCGCUUUCUCCCUGCCGACUUCCGGUCUCUUGGUGCUGACUCGGCCUUCUGCCGGCGCGGAGGAUGAAGCUCCUGAUUCUUGCUGCGUUUGCCCUCUUUUACGUGGCCCGCUGCGAGGAAGGCGCCAGGCUGCUGGCCUCCAAGUCUCUGCUCAACAGAUAUGCGGUGGAGGGCAAAGACCUCACUCUGCAGUACAACAUCUACAACGUUGGCUCCAGUGCCGCUUUAGACGUGGAGCUGUCGGAUGAUUCCUUCCCCCCGGAGGAUUUUGGCAUUGUCUCUGGCAUGCUCAACGUCAAGUGGGACAGGAUCGCUCCAGCAAGCAAUGUGUCCCACACUGUGGUGCUGCGGCCUCUCAAAGCCGGAUAUUUCAACUUCACCUCUGCUACCAUCACCUAUCUGGCACAGGAGGGUGGACAGGUCGUGGUGGGUUUCACGAGUGCUCCCGGGCAGGGAGGGAUCCUGGCUCAGCGCGAGUUCGACCGGAGGUUCUCCCCUCACUUUCUGGACUGGGCGGCCUUUGGCGUGAUGACCUUGCCCUCCAUUGGGAUCCCGCUGCUGCUGUGGUACUCGAGCAAGAGAAAGUACGACACCCCCAAGACCAAAAAGAACUGAGCGUGGCCACAUGGGCCCAGCACCCCCAGAGCUCAGGAGAGAGCAGACAGAGCAGCACAGAACAGCACAGAGCAGCACAGAGCAGCACAGAGCAGCAGGUGUGUUGGGAUCAGCAGCAGCAGCUCCCACAGCGCGCCGUGCUUCAGCCCUGUGGGUGAGAUGGAGUCCCUGCUGGCUCUGGUGGCAUUGCUGUGCUUUUUCCUCCCUCUUAUUUCAGUGAGGAGUUGCUGGUUUGUUUUUUUUUCUCUCUUGUUGCUCUGGUGAAGGUUGAGGUGUGUGGAGGUACUGAGGAUUUUGUAAUAAACGCCGUGAAGGAAA
Molecule: messenger RNA, 1004 nt
Organism: Numida meleagris (helmeted guineafowl)
Lineage: Eukaryota; Metazoa; Chordata; Aves; Galliformes; Numididae
Gene: SSR2
Product: signal sequence receptor subunit 2
Exons: 6
Coding region: 135-686 (183 amino acids)
Cellular component (GO): membrane; endoplasmic reticulum
Source: RefSeq, a predicted model, not a curated record